AUGCGCUCUUUCGCCAUCCUUUCUGCUGCUGGUCUCGCUGCCGCCCAGGUCACCAGCAUCGUCAUCACCGAUGGUAUCACGGCGACCCUCACCCUCCCCGUCUUCCCCGAGCCCACCGACGCCACGAGCGACGCUGUUAGCACCGUCACCGCCACCGUCCCCGAGACCACCGUGACCGUCUCGCCCGAGCCCACGCCGUCCACCACCGUGACAGUUUCCGCGGGAACCAGCACCGUCUCGGCUGGCCUCACCACCACCACCAUCGUCGUCGUUAGCGACCCUCCCGUCACCAUCACCACCCCCAUCGUCAUCCCCACCGCCUCCGAGUCUGACCCGGUCAUCACUCUGCCUGUGAUCACCGAGUCUACCUUUGACCCGGCCACCACCAUCACCGCCGUCGUCCCCCCUCCCCUCAACACCACCCUCGCGACUCUCACCCAGACUCACACCGCGUUCCCCAACGCUACCACUACCGGUCCCGUGGUCGUACCCACCGCCGCCGCCGACAAGCUCCAAGGCUCCAUCGUCGGUCUCAUCGCCGCCGGCGUCGCCAGCUUCUUCCUCUUUUAA
Colletotrichum higginsianum IMI 349063 is the source of this 570-nucleotide messenger RNA. RefSeq lists its product as uncharacterized. The coding region runs from base 1 to 570 and encodes 189 amino acids. The record is from RefSeq and is a predicted model, not a curated record. The transcript is spliced from 2 exons. NCBI's taxonomy places the organism in Eukaryota, Fungi, Ascomycota, Sordariomycetes, Glomerellales, Glomerellaceae.